AUGGCUGACCCAGACUCGCCUUCGAAUAAUUUAUCUUCGGUUGUUGAUCAAUCGCAUAUUUCAUCAGAUCAACAGCAACAAGAAUCAACAACAAAUAAUGAUUGGCCAUGGCCAACUGAUGAACAGCAGCAACAGAAUGCAAUGGAUUCAAGCGGUUUAAUGCAUUUAAUUGCGACUGGUGCUGGUGCAAAUGUCAAUGAAAAUACUAAUGAUGAAUCACUUGUGAAUAUUCCCAAUGAUGAACAAACAUCUGUACAAUUACCCGAUGAUCAUUUAUCAGAUGAUCAUCAACAAUUACCUCAUAUGUCAUCCUCAUCCAAUACACUUCCGAUGGACACAGAACAACAAACAACAAUGAAUGAUGAUCAACAACAACUAAAACCACAAGCACAAGCAAAUAAAAGUGCACAUGAUAUUGCAGAAAUUCAUCGAGAGAUGUUAAUUCUUAUUCCUAUACCACAGGCCUGGCCACAUAUUCGACAUCAAUCCGGGCUUUUCUCUUAUCCUGACUUACCUCAUUUUAAUGUUAUACGACAGGCGACUUUUCGCGAAGGUCGUUUUGUUUGUCCAUUUUGUACAGUUGAUUUUGCUUCAAAAGAAGGCAUACGUUAUCAUUUAUAUAAUUCAUGCACAAAAUCACCGUAUCCAAAAGCUUUUUUUCGUUGUUUAAUGUGUGGCAGUGAAUUAGCUGAUCGUAGUUCAUUGCGGACACAUUUAGCACGACAUGGUGCUGAAGACGGCGGUGCUGUAUCUACAGAUAAAAUUGAUGUAUCACGUAAACCAGCUAUUGCAACAACAUCUGGCGGAGGAUCAAAUUCAAAAAAAUCUAAAAAGAAAAAGAAAGCAUCAAAUGAUGCAACCCAACCACAAAUGAUAAAUCCAAUGAUUGCUAUGACAUCAGGUGUAUCACCACGUGGUAUAGAUACGUAUAAUAUUCCACCGACUAUGGUUAAUCAACAAAUGUCUUUACCUAUAAUUAAAUCAGAUUUAAAUGAUUCAGAUCCGAAACGUAAACGUGGUCGUCCACCCAAAACUAAAUCUGAUGGAGCAACAACACCUGUAGCUCCUUAUACAAAACAUACACAAAUAAAUCCUGGAUUAUCAUUAACUCCAACAAUGAAUAAUCAAGUUAUAUUGAAUGAUCAACAUAAUGAUCCACAAAAGGGUAUUGCGAUGCGAUCACCACGUGCGAUUGAUAUCAGUAGUGAAUUAGCUGAAUUAGCUCGUUCUAGAAUGAGAGAACAUAUUGAAUUUGCAACGGAUUCGUUAUUACCUGAACAAGAACAAGAAAUUAAUGGACGGUUGCGUACGGAGAGUUUCGUACUAUGUCAUCGUUGUCGUGGAAAAACACAAUUUAAUACACUUAAAAAAUUAAAAGAACAUUUAAAAACCGAUUGUCCAUUAGGUCCAGUUAUGGCAGUAUGUAAAUUUUGUGGUAUACCAUUUUCAUCGGUUAGUAGUGUUUGUGAUCAUCUUGAACUUUUUCAUGAUGAUGCACACGAUACAUGUCCAGAUGAUCCAUGUCGGCUAAAUGAUCGAGCGUUUCGUGCAGCAUUUGCACGUUAUAAAUUUCCAACCAAUGGACGCAUAUCAUUUUCUGCACCGGCAUCAACUAUUGGACAAUUGAUACCAGAAAAUGAGUCUGCAGCUUGUCUCAGUAAUGGUGCUAGUUGUUUGCGUGUUCGAAUGCUUUCAUGUGAUCGAUUUUUAAAUCCAUUGGAUAGUUUUGCUGCUUCACAUGUUAUUGUUUUGAAUGUUGGUCGUCCCAUACGUUGUGUUGAAUGGUUACCACGUCCUGUUGAUGUUAUGGGCAGUCAGUAUGUUGCAUUAGCACUUGAACAAUGGUCCUAUGAUAGUGGAAAUUAUCCGGCAAAUAAUCCUGAUCGUCGUUCGCCACCAGGCUCAACAUUACUUUUAAUUCUUAAUUGCGGACGUUUACGACAAAGUUUACAUGUACCUAAUUUACAUGUUACAGUUGCAGCUGAUUUUGGUCAAGUAACCUGUUUGAAAUGGUUACCGGAACGACCAGGAGUCAAUGAUCCAUAUUUAAGCUAUUUGGCGAUUGGCACAAGUCAAGGUAUUGUUAUUAUAUUUGGUGUUCCACAUGGUGCAUCAAGAAAUUUAUGUACAAUAAGUACUGGUGCACAACUUGUACCACCAUUGAAUCGACGUAAAGAUGGUAGUAUUGGUUGUGCUGAAUAUGGAUCUUGUACAGCAUUGGAUUGGUGUUAUGAUAAUCCUAAUAAAUUAUGUGCUGGAUAUGAAAAUGGCAUUGUUCUAAUGUGGGAAAUGAAUUCGAAAUCUCUUGUUGAACAAACAACUAAUUGUUCAUUGAUCUAUCCAGUACGAAGAUUUUUUGUAGAAGAUGCACCAAUACAAGAUGUGAAAUUCUUAAGAAAUUCUGAACAUUUAAUUGGAGUUAGUUUAAAAAAUAAACAAUCUUGGACAGUAUGGACAACUCGUGAUGAAAAUAUUUUUUGCUACCGUCAUUGGUCGAAUGCAAGUGAAUUUGCAUCAUCAACGCUUCACGAUACAUUAUACGCCGGUUGUGCACAUGCAAGUAAUCAAAAUGAAUUACUUUCUGUACCAACACAUUCAAUAUUAUUACCGGGACAAAAUGUUCCUAAUCAUGUGCCAACAUCAAUGUUAUCAGCCUGGCAAAUUGUCAGUUUAGAUUAUUCGGAAUGGAUUGAUGGUGUCGCCUAUGCUGAUCUUGAUGGUACAGUUUGGAUUGCUCGUGGUGAUUCUACGACUUGGACACAAAAUAAUCCAAAAUUUCGGCCAAGUGCAUGUAUAGCAAAACUAUCAACUUAUUUAACGAAUACUAGUGGUGCAACUACAGGCAAUUUAACAGAUCAUGUUAAUAUGCAACAAUUUAAUCAAAAUCAAACGCAAUGUGGUAUUCCAACUGGACAAUAUUGUGUGCAAAUUGCUAUUGAACGAACAGAAUACGCAAGUAAUACUGUGGAUCCUCAACAUGAUGAAACACACAAAGUACAUACAUAUCGAAAAAUACGCUUUAAUCCAAAUCCUGGUACUCAUGGUUGGAUUGCAUCGGCAGAUAAAGUCGGUUUAUUUCUUCUAUUUCGAUUAUCAACAUCCGAUUCACCUCUAUCGGAAAAACUAACUCAACGCCUUCAACGUGUGCAAGUUUUGUGA
Rotaria socialis is the source of this 3159-nucleotide messenger RNA. Lineage: Eukaryota; Metazoa; Rotifera; Eurotatoria; Philodinida; Philodinidae. The record is from the annotation of a GenBank genome assembly.